This is a messenger RNA of Plasmodium malariae, 1827 nucleotides long. RefSeq names its product merozoite surface protein 3, putative. NCBI's taxonomy places the organism in Eukaryota, Apicomplexa, Aconoidasida, Haemosporida, Plasmodiidae. The transcript has a single exon. Bases 1 to 1827 code for a protein of 608 amino acids. Gene Ontology annotation, molecular function: transcription coactivator activity. The record is from RefSeq and is a predicted model, not a curated record.
AUGAAGAAAGUUUUUAAUAUUUUCUUAUAUUUAUUUUUUUUUAAUUUAUAUAUAUAUGAAAAUAAUGUUGCAAGUAAAGAAAUUAUACAUCAGGGAAAAACAAAUUUAAGAAAAGGUCUUCCAGUAAGUGGUAUCAUAUCACAAGAUGUACAAAAUAAUCCAAAAGUAGUACAUUAUAAUAAUGAUGAAAAUAAUCCAGAUGAAGAUAAUAAUGAAAUAUUAGAAAAUGGAAGUGAUGUCAACAACACUUCAAACGAACAAACAGAUACACAUUCUAUGAAUGUAAACUUAAGCUCAACAUCUGAUGAAUCAGUCGGAUCGAAUCUAAACGUUAAGACAAAAAAUACGAUAUAUCCACAAUUAGAACAACAUAUAUCAGCACAUGAAACAAGUAAUGUGCAACAUCUUUCUGAAAAUGAUGUUUCUCCUGAUUCAGCAGAUAGCGGGGAAAGAGGAACAGUACUUGGAGUAUCAAGGGAAAAGAAAACAGGACAGAGAGAAGAAGAAACGACUCCAAAAGAACAAUCAGAAGGGCGAUCAGAAGAGGACGCUUCAUUACAACCUGAAGGAUCAUCACGAGAAGUAAGUCCAUCUGAAGGGGAUUUACAAAAACUAGAUACAUCAAAAGAUUCGCAAGAACUAAAAGGACAAUUAAUUGUGGAACCAUUGGGAGGACCACCAGAAAGAGCUGAAUCACUAUUAGCAGAAGUGCUAGAAGAUAGUGGACUACUCAAAGGAAAAAAACAGCAAUUACAAACAGACACAGAAGAAGCAGGAACAGUUUCGGAAAAGAGGGAUAUACCUCAGGAUUUAGAUGUUACACCUAAAAAUGAAAAACCAGAAGAUAAUUCAGACUCAGAACAAACAUCGUUAUUAAGUGGAAUUCAACAAAAACUAGGUGAAGGAGGUACAUUAGGAAAACGGGUAGAUCAAUCAUUACCACUACAGAAUCAACUACAGCAUAAGCUGCUGCGACAACAACAGCAUAAGUUACUGCAACAGCAACAGCAGCAGCAACAGCAACAGCAGCAGCAACAGCAGCAGCAACAACAGCAACAGCAACAGCAACAACAGCAGCAGCAACAACAACAACCACAGCAGCAGCAGCAACAACAACAACAACAACCAGCACCAGCACCAGCAUCAACACUACAGCAACAGCAGCAGCAGCAGAAACAACAACAACAACAACAACAGCAACCACCAUCACCACCAACAACAACAACAAUACCACAACAUCAGCAGCAGCAGCAACAACAACAGCAACUACUACCAAAAGAAAACAAAGAACCUGCCACAUCGCAUAAGGUAGAAGAUCAAAAUUUACCACAGACAGUAAGUUUAUCUCCGGAGGAAAGUAAUAAUAUAAUCUAUAAUAAGGAAGUAGUAGAGGAAAAAAAAGAACAAGUAGAAGAGGAAGAAGGCGAAAAAGGAGAAGCUGAACUAUACCAAGAGGAAGUAGAAAUGGACACUGACGAACAGAAGAACGAGGAAGAGGAGGAAGAAAAAGGAGAGCAAGAAGUAGAUAAAGUAGAGGAUGUAGUAGGGGGAGAAAAAGAUAACAAUAUUUUGUUAAUUGAUACUGAACCUUGGAUAUCACUUUCUGAAGAAUAUGAUAUUAUGAAUAAAUUUAUAAAAACAACUGAAAUGACAAUGAAUUCUUUGAUAAAUUCAUUUGAUGAUGACAUUUCAGUUUUAGAUACUCUCAACAAUUUAGUUAAUGAUAUGAUUAACUAUUACCUAAAUAUACAAAUAUUUGGAGAAGAACUAUAUAACACAUUUAUUUACGAAUGGUAUUUAUAUAAUAAUCAUUGCAAUAUAGAAUAA